Messenger RNA from Scutellospora calospora, 2409 nucleotides. NCBI's taxonomy places the organism in Eukaryota, Fungi, Glomeromycota, Glomeromycetes, Diversisporales, Gigasporaceae. The record is from the annotation of a GenBank genome assembly.
GUUGCAGUAAAAAAACUUCAAGAUGAGCUCUAUCCUGUAAAAGAGGAACUUGAUUUAAAGAUUGAUGAACUGCGUAUCAAAGACAAAGAGCUUAUCACAGCUCGCAACGAAGCAAUAAAAUUAGAACAGAUGUUAAAUGAAGUUCGCGCUAGCUCUAACACUGAAGAAAGUCGUCUACGCGAAGAAAUGACCAAACAAGAAAAAUUAUUAGAAGAAGCACAAAAUAAAUAUAAUCGAGAAGUGCUUGUUCAUGCUGAAGAUGCUCAGUCUAUACUUGCUCUGAAUUCAAGACAUGCACAGUUGAAAUCAGAAUUUGACCAAUUGAAGAUUCAAUUACAAAGGUCAGAGGAGUCUUGGAGUAAUGAAAAGGACAAACUCGAAAAAGAAUUGGAGAAGACUCUUCAACGAUGUAAAGAACUUGAAGAAAGCAAUAAAGUACUUCAUGACUACUUUGACACUGAUUCUGGAAAGACAGUAUCCCAAGAUCAAAUAAUUUCACUUUUGCGUAUGGAAAAAGAAAAGGCAGAAACACAGAGAGAGGCGCUAGCACAGCAGGCUGAAAGAUAUAAGUCACAAUACGAACAUACUCAAAAAUCAUUGGAUGAUGUACGAGCGUUACUCCUGCAGGAACGUGAACAAGCAGAAAAAGCAGGUCCUUUGGAGAAGUUCCAAGCUGAACUUUCCGAAAAAAAUAUUCAAUUAAAACUCCUUGAGGAAAGCAACCAAACACUGAGAGCCAUUAGUGAGCGACUAGAAAAACAAGUUGCUACGUAUCAAUCUUCUCUGAAAGAAGCAGAGGAAAAAGUACAAACAUUAGACGUGCAAAUUAAAAGUUUACAACUUGACCGAGAUAGUUCUGCUCAAGAAGCUAAUAUUCUUAAAGAGGAUAAUGAGCGAUGGAAAAAUAGAUUCCACACAGUUCUACAGAAAUAUGGAAUUAGUGAUCCUACUGAAUUGCAAAAUUUGAAGGAUAAUUUGAAGUCUACCACAGAAGAACGCGAUAAACUUAAGGCCGACAACGGUAAAUUGAGAAAUGAUUAUAUUUUAUCAAGGAAACAGGCUAUAAAAAUCAAGAAUAAACUUGAUCAAACUGAGAAGGAAAAAGUUACGUUAACGCAAGAAAACGCAAAAAUUGAAAAAGAUAAAGCAACACUUAAUCAAGAGCUUACGAAAGAAAAGACCAAUCAUGAGAAUCUUCGGAAAAGAUUGAGCGGCAUGCAAAAAAGUUUUAAAGCUGCAGCACAAGCUGAACAAAUGAAAAAAGAACUAGAGGAAUUGAAGCAAAAACAUCAAGAUGUUACUAAAGAAUUAGAGGAGAUGAAACAACAAAGUUUGGAACUUACAAAACAACUGGAAGGACUAAAGAAAGAAUUACAAGAGGAGAAAGAGAAAACUUCGGACUAUCUUCGAUACAAAGCGCAAGAAUCUAUGUUUUCUAGUAAAAUUAAAAAGUUGGAGGCAGAAAAGGCAGAGCUUAAAAGUCAGAUCAACCAGUUUCAACAGCAAAUAACAGCCCAAACAAACAUUCCAAAAUCAGAAAGUGUACCGAAUACGGCAGAAAUAACGCCUUCUACACCGCCCUCUACUUUGCCUCAAAUUAACAUAACAAAAUCUCCUAUCCCAACACAACCAACGAUGUCAACAGCUUUAACGAUUAUUCCUCCACCAAUAAAUAUUCCAACUAAUGUUACCGAAACUCGGGAAGUUUCACAGCCAUCUAAUAAUGCAAAUGAUGGAACGAUAGUUGUUGCUACGUCACCAACUUCAAAACAAGUUUCUAUAAUUCCUCCUUCCUUACCCGCUGUUACACCGAAUGUACCUGCUAUAAUUCCUCCUUCCUCACCCGCUGUUACACCAAAUGUACCAGCCAUAAUUACUCCUUCCUCACCCGCUGUUACAUCGAAUGUACCGAAGGAGAAGCCACCAGUCAAAUUGCAACGAAAUCGUGUCGCAUUACCACAUUCGCCGAAAAUAACACCCGUUCAAGUUGUAAUAUCAACACCGCCACCUAUAGAGGAACAGCAACAAGUUGCACGCACAUUAGUUACUUCUGAAUCUCAGUCGAGUGAAAUUUCUGUAGUCGAACCUGUCGAAACGGUGCAACCGACUUCUACGGAGGUUGUUAAUAUUCCUACUGAAAUAGUUGGACGUAAACGUUCUAGAGAAGAUGAUUCUGAGGAGACUACUUCAACUGGAAAUGUUGUAACUGAAAUGCAAGAUGUUCAGAUAUCUGAUAAUACUAAUACGAGUGUGGAAGUCGCGCCACAGUUACCUGUUGAUAAUAAAAACGUAGAAGGGACGGAUGCACCACAAUUGGUAGAUGAUAAUCAAGUCGAUACUGAUGAGUCAGUAAAAGAACAUCCAUCGCCUAAAAGAGUUAAAAUAGAUGAUAAUAAUUUAGAUGUUUGA